AUGUCUCAAGAGAUUACACCAGGAGGCUACCAUUGGAUCUCAAAUGCCAUUGAGAGCCUUAAUCCUGAAAAAGACUAUGAGCUCAUGUGGCGUCUCAUGUCUUGCUAUCGGUCGUCCGACUUUAUGAACAACUUCAUAUACGUCCUCACAUUCCCCAACUUCAUCAUCACAACCCACGGAGCCCAGACUGUUUGGCGUUCAGAUGGCGGCAAAGUCGUCAAGCGAGGUACUCAACGCGUUGAAGACACAGAAAAUUACAACAUGACAUGGUGGCAUUACGGCCCCAGCGACAAGCGAUGCCGUGACGCUGUGGAGCACAUCAACAAUCUCCAUGCCUCUCUCGCUAGACGAUAUCCAGGCAACUUCUCCUACAACGAAGACUUUGUAUACGUUACUACAUUUAGUGCCAUUCUAAUGCAUCGUCUUCGGCUCCGGCUCGGUUUAUCUGGUUUCACGGAGAAGGAAAAGAUCGCCGCUCAUCACUUUUGGCGUGACAUGACUCCUCUCUUUAUCAAAGAGGAUGGCAGCUCUGUUCACGGUUACCCUGAUGACUUUGAAGGCUGUCUGAACUUUUGCGAAGCCUAUGAGAAUACUCCACGCGAAUUUGAUCCAAGAAUGCAGCAUAUCGGUCUUGCAAUCAUGAAUCAAUUUGCGUUCCGGUACUUUCCCCCUGGACUCCGCUGGCUAGCUAUUUCCACUGUGCAAGCCCUGACGCUUGAGACAACACUUGCAGCGAUGCGGAUCAAACCAGUGCAUCCGAUUCUGAAAUAUAUUAUUGUCUUUGUGGUUGGGACCUUGAUGAGUCUUGCUGAGACAUUUCUGCCUGAUCCCAGGGAAUCAUUUUGGAAGAAGAUUGAGACCUUGGAUGUCGAAAAGGCCAAAGCACGGAAAGCAGAUAUUAAAGAAAGUGACGAAGCAUACUGCAAAUACAUCCGAGAUAAAUGGAGUGCUCCAGGGUGCCCAUUUCAGAUGAAGGAUGAGUAA
This is a messenger RNA of Fusarium pseudograminearum CS3096, 984 nucleotides long. RefSeq lists its product as uncharacterized. NCBI's taxonomy places the organism in Eukaryota, Fungi, Ascomycota, Sordariomycetes, Hypocreales, Nectriaceae. The coding region runs from base 1 to 984 and encodes 327 amino acids. The transcript has a single exon. The record is from RefSeq and is a predicted model, not a curated record.